AUGGCUCUACCACAGCGCCUCACCGGCCCUCACAUCAAGCAAGUCCUCGGAACAACCACAUCAGCCCUCGCCGUCUACCAGAACCGCAUCAAAGUAUCCACCUUCCUCGCCGACAAGCUCCAAGGCCGCAACGGCGUCCUCCUGGCCCUCACCGACGAGGCCAAGGCCCAGUUCGAGGACGACACCUCCCACUUCGCCCUCCUCUCGCUCGCGUACAACGGCUACGUGCAGACCUGGGAGCGGUACCGCCAGGUCUACGACCUCGACCCGGGCGUCUACGGGGAGGGCAGCACCAUCUUCGGGCUGGACCGGUACGGCGGCGCCGGGGGCCGGGCGGCGUUCGAGGCCGAUUACGGCCUUGCCAUCGUCGACGUCUGGCAGAAUUCGAACAGGGACUACUGGUUCGCGAGCAUGUUGAGAAACGCGGUGGCGCAUGGCUCGACGUAUCAGGCUGCUGGGAGGGUGGGGUUGUAUAACGUCAACCCGGAUACGCGGCAGAAGACGUUCUCGAUCACCAUGUCCCAGUCCGAUUUUGCCAAGUUGAUCAUGACUGCGUUGAGGGACUUCGUUCGGAAUGUUGGACCGGUUGGGGGGUUGGCUCCUCUUUCUGAUAUGUUGGACUACUUGCUUUGA
Molecule: messenger RNA, 633 nt
Organism: Colletotrichum karsti
Lineage: Eukaryota; Fungi; Ascomycota; Sordariomycetes; Glomerellales; Glomerellaceae
Exons: 1
Coding region: 1-633 (210 amino acids)
Source: RefSeq, a predicted model, not a curated record